UCUAGUAACAACUAAAAACAACUAUUACAUAUAGUGCUCACUGCUCCGCAACAAAUAUAUCUACAUCUAGUGUAGAACUUGCAUUACUUAGACAUUCACGUCUGAAUCUGAAUCGGACUCAAAGUUAAACACAACACACAGUUAUUACAAUUACAGUUUACACAGUGUUGUGAUCAACUUUACUACAACACACAGUACAAAAGUGGCCUAUUUUAACAAACAGUUAACACACUUUUUAAAUACGUGCAAAUAUAAAUGUGCUACGUGCAUUGUUGACAAUAAACAGUCGAGUGACAGUUCACCCUCAAAAUGUGUUCGAAAUUCUUAUAAAACUUAAAAAGUGAACCUUUUUUUUUUUGAUAAGUGAAGUGUUGUAAAAGAAUUUUUUUUCGAAGGCGAAAGUGAACAAUUUAUCCAAAAUUGAUUCAACAAAGACAUCAACUCCUUCGCCACCACCGCAAAACGGUGCUGAUUGGUUUAAAAUCGUGCAUUACAUUAUCGAAAAUAAAAAAAUGGAUACACAACAAUCAAAUCAACAGACAGUGUUUGCACCAUUUAAUUCGCAAACAUCGACACAUCAAGAUGUUUUAAGACAACAUAUGAUGGUAGCUGAUCUGGUAGCACGCCAACAAAGCAACUCCCCGAUAAAUGGUGAGACUCCAUCAUUGAAUUCAACAAUGCCAAGAGAUCAUAUGGAGCAACGUGAUCGUGACCGAGAACGUGAUCGAAGUUCGGAUAGUAUGUCAAUGCAUGGCCAUCCCAACGGUGGUUUUUUAAAUGGUCAUGACAUGGGACCAAUGUCACCUUUAUCACCAAACUCUGACAGCUAUGAACUGAGCCAACAUCUCAAGCGAAAAGAAUUGUUUUCACAACGGAAACAACGUGAAUUCAUACCAGACAACAAGAAAGAUGACAGUUAUUGGGACCGACGUCGUCGGAAUAACGAGGCAGCAAAACGAUCACGAGAAAAGCGUCGUUUCAACGAUAUGAUCUUAGAACAACGCGUUGUUGAAUUGACUAAAGAAAAUCAUGUAUUAAAAGCACAAUUAGAUGCAAUCAAAGAGAAAUUCGGUAUUUGCGGCGAUGCGAUUAUCAGUGUGGAUCAAGUGAUUGCAACAUUACCGACCAACGAACAAGUUUUAAAUAUUACAAAACGACCAAAAUUAUCAAAUGGUAACGGUCCACCAAUGCUAUUCUCACAAAAUUCAAAUCCAUUACCACCGUCCGUUGUCCAUCCAAACAUGGUUGGACCAUCGUUAAAAUCACCGUCCCCACAUCUAGUGUAUCCAUCAGCAGUCGCGGAUCACAUGAAUGGAUCAUAUCCGCAACACAACGAUGACACAUCUCCCCAACAUUUUGCCGCGUACAGAUUUCCAUUAUUACCUGCGCAAUUUGAUAUGAAUAGCAAUAGUGCCUUAAAUUUAUCAAGAACACGAUCUCGAUCACGUUCUCGAAGUCGUGCUCAAUCCCCUUACGAAAUAUCAAGUGGUUCUGGUGAUGAAUGUUCUGCCCCCGUGAACCAAUUAGAACCCAACAAUAGUUUACCAUUAAAGUUACGACAUAAAUCACAUCUAGGUGAUAAAGAUGCGGCUAACGCCUUACUUGCACUACAAAAUAUCAAACAAGAACCUAAUUCACGAGCAAGUCCACCAUGGGAUGCUGAAGGUUCCAGUGAUGAACGUGAUUCUGGUAUUUCAUUAGGCGCUGAAUGUAUGCACCUACAAAAGAGACUUAAUUCAGAAGACACCGACCCAGAAAAUAAAGUGCAUUUGGAAUCCGAGUUAGCACGACUAGCAUCCGAAGUAGCAACUUUAAAAUCUUUACUCAUACAAAAUAAAACUCAAAAGGCAAUAGGAGCAAUUCUCAGUAGUAGCAAUUCUACAAAUGCUAACCAAUAGGGAAAAUUCUAUUCAGAAAAGUAUAUUUUUGUAUUUUUUUAUACCAAUUUUUCAUGAAAAUUCUAUGUGUAGAUUACAUAUAUAUAUAUAUAUAUACCUAUCGACUCUAUUGUGUGUGAUAUUUGAAAAACAAAAAAUUAUGAAAAACUAUAUUAUGAAAAUUUAUAUUUUGUUAUUCAUCAGUUGGUAGCUCAGGCAGUCUGACUGCUACAGCUAAAUAAAAUACUAUUUGCGCAA
This is a messenger RNA of Chrysoperla carnea, 2135 nucleotides long. RefSeq names its product nuclear factor interleukin-3-regulated protein (gene vri). Gene Ontology annotation, molecular function: DNA binding; DNA-binding transcription factor activity. Lineage: Eukaryota; Metazoa; Arthropoda; Insecta; Neuroptera; Chrysopidae. Bases 513 to 1898 code for a protein of 461 amino acids. The record is from RefSeq and is a predicted model, not a curated record. Gene Ontology annotation, biological process: regulation of DNA-templated transcription; circadian rhythm. Gene Ontology annotation, cellular component: nucleus. The transcript is spliced from 2 exons.